AUGGAUCGAUUUGUGAUAAAAACUAAACGUCAUCGGCUAGGAGAAUCAUCUACUUCAAAUGAUAAUAUCACAAAUGGAACGUCGACUAAUGAUAACGUCCAAGAAGAAACGCAGACUAAUGUUAGAAUCCAAGAAGAAAUGCCAAUUAAUGAUAGCGUUCCUGAAGAACAUGCUCAAGGUAUUCACAAUCAAUCGCAAGUAGAGGUUAAUUUGAGUGCUAUUGAAGCUGACCCGGGAUUGAGAUUGCCUAUUAGUGAUCUUGCCAAAACUUCUAAAGAGCUUGAAAUUGUUCGAAGAGCUUACUUACAAAAAGGUCCUUGUCAACCUCGACUCUGUAAAUUUCCUCAAACUACUUCCUAUGGACAACAACGCAAAUUUAUUGUAGAUUGGUACAAUGAGUUUGGUAGUUGGUUGGAAUAUAGUGAAAGUAAAGACGCGGUAUAUUGUUUAUGCUGCUAUCUAUUUAAGGUUGGAGAAAGUGCCAAAGGGGGCGGUGGUAAAUUCGUCAGUGAAGGUUAUAGAAACUGGUACAAGAAGGAAAAUUUGAGAAAACACGAGGGAAAUCAUGACAGUGUUCAUCAUCAUUGCUAUAUGGCUUGUCAAGAUUUGAUGAAUAAUAAAGGUCACAUAGAUGUUCCUCUUGAGAGCAAAACUAAGGAAUCUAAACGCGACUACUACAUUCGGUUGCGUACAACAACGAAGGCCAUUAGAUAUCUAUUGAGGCAAGGACUUGCAUUUCGGGGGCAUGACGAGUCAAAGAGUUCGCUAAAUAAAGGUAACUUUGUGGAACUUAUAAAGGUUAUGGCGGAAGAUAAUGAUGAAAUUAACAAAGUUGUUUUGGAUAACUCCCAAGGAAAUUGUAUUAUGACAGCACCAGAAAUUCAAAAACAAAUCAUUGGUGCGUUUGCUCAUUUAGUCUCGAAGACAAUUAUUUCUGAUAUUGGAGAUGAUUUCUUUGCUUUAUUAGUUGACGAGGCACGUGAUGUCUCCAUUAAAGAACAAAUGGCGGUUGCUUUACGUUAUGUAAACAAGGGAGGAAAAAUUAUUGAACGCUUUCUUGGCAUUGUUCAUGUUCCAAAUACGACUUCACGAUGUCUAAAAGCUUCUCUUGAGUCUCUUCUUACAACAUUUGGCUUGAGUUUGUCGCGAGUGCGUGGCCAAGGUUAUGAUGGAGCUAGUAAUAUGCAAGGAGAGUUUAAUGGUUUGAAGAGUUUAAUAUUGAAAGAAAACAAGUCUGCUUUUUAUGUUCAUUGUUUUGCUCAUCAGCUUCAGUUAGCUCUUGUGCAAAUUACUAAGAAAAAUAAGCAACUUUCAGAAUUUUUUGGUUCUCUUGCAUUGUUGGCUAACGUUAUUGGAGGUUCUUGUAAACGUCAAGAGUUGCUUCGGGAGAAACAAUUUGAGAAGUUAAUGGAACGAGUUUCUUUUGAUAAUUUUGUAAGUGGUAGUGGUUUGAAUCAAGAGUCCACUUUAAAAAGGCCCGGAGAUACACGUUGGAAUUCGUAUUAUUUCACAAUCACGAGUAUGAUUAAAUUGUUUCCUUCGGUGGUUGGUGUACUAGAGUACUUAGAAAAUAAUAGUGAUGAUGUUUCUCAUUGUGGACAAGCCUCAAUGCUUUUAAGGAAUAUUGUGUGUUUCGAGUUUGCUUUUGUCUUGCACUUAAUGAGAUCGAUCUUAGGGAUCACAAAUGAUUUGUCACAAGCACUUCAAAGGAAGGAUCAGGACCUUGCAAAUGCCAUGAAACUUGUUAUUUUUGCUAAAGAUCGACUGCAAGAGUUGAGAGAAGGUGGGUGGGACGAUUUGUUGCGAGAAACUUCAUCCUUUUGUGUUCAAAAUAACAUUCUCAUUCCAAAUAUGAAUGAUGAUUUUGUACUUUACUCGAGAGAUGGCAGAGUAUCGCGAAAAGGUACGCAAAUUACAAACUUGAAUCAUUAUAAGGUUGAUGUGCUUUAUACAGUGAUCGAUCUUCAACUUUCAGAAUUGAAUGAUCGUUUUGACAAUACUAAUACGGAGUUACUUAGUAUGAUAUCAUGUUUUGAUCCAAGUAAUUCGUUCUCUGCAUUUGAUAGAAAGGCUUUGGUGAAAUUAGCUGAAUUUUAUCCUGAAGAGUUUGAUGAUAAUGAUCUUGUAGCCCUUGAAAACCAGCUUGAGAAUUAUAUCAGGGAUGUUAAAAGUGAUCAAGAAUUUUCAAAUAUGAGUGGAGCUAGCAGGCUUGCUGAGAAGUUGGUUGCCAAGAGAAAAAAUGUGACUUAUCCAUUGGUGUACUUAUUAUUGAAGUUGUCAUUAAUUUUGCCGGUUGCAACCGCAUCAGUUGAAAGAAUAUUCUCUGCAAUGAAGAUUGUUAAGUUGGAGCUACGCAAUCGAAUGGGGGAUCAAAUGUUGAAUGAUGUUUUGGUGUCGUUUAUUGAAAAAGAUAUAUUGAACGGCGUUAGUAUUGAUGAGGUGAUGAAUUUUUUUCAAGAAAUGGGACCACGCCGAAAGAUAUUCUAA
Molecule: messenger RNA, 2487 nt
Organism: Erythranthe guttata (spotted monkey flower)
Lineage: Eukaryota; Viridiplantae; Streptophyta; Magnoliopsida; Lamiales; Phrymaceae
Source: RefSeq, a predicted model, not a curated record